GUGCCCUAUUGUUAGCUUAAUCUGUUUGGUUUGCUUAAAGUAUCUGUGCCGCGCCUACUUCGAUUGUUGCUUAGCGUAUCUGAUACCAGUAUGUGGAUUCUCCAGAUCCCGGUUCGUGCGCGCGCGCGUGCUCGAUUGAUUUGCUGGUUCCUAGCUAUUCGAUUAUCUGAAGAAGAACCUGGCAUCCAUGAUUGAACCCUUCCAGGUUUCGAUUUGAAGGGCGUUUCGUCUGGGAUCUCUUCAUGGUGUUUUAGAGAUGGGGAAUUAAUUCCUUCAAUCAAAAUUAAUAUAUGCGCAAUCAGUUCCUUCAAGAAACACAUAUGUAAUGUAUCAACACAGGUCACAUGACAUGGCAUGCAUCUUUCUCGAUAGGGGUGGUGACAAGCCUUGGAACCCAUGGCGGUGGAUACUUUUCCUUUGAGAAGUUUUUAGUGAUUUUAGCUUGGCCCUGGGUGUUUCUUCCCCAGUUUCUCCCUUCCCACUUAGAGACUGCAACCGCCACGCCACUGUUUCUGGAAGCGAUUAAUGUUUAAUAGCAUUCGUAUGUCUUCCUUGUUAAGGAAUCGGUCAUAUACCUUUUUUAUAGAAAAAUCAAUUGCACAUAUUUGUUUUGUUGUUGGUACACUUUCCUGAAGAUAGAUCCAUAUGUAGGUUUGGUGCCUAAAAAGAGCAGACGUGGUGAUGCAAUUGGGGCUAGGGUGAGUGUCUGUUGCGGCACUAAGAUAGCGAUGCAAUCGCGGCUACAGCUAGUUUUUUUUUGUCUUUUGUGAAGUUAUCUUCUACAUCGGUGCAAUUAGUGCUCAUGCAUACAUCAUGUAGGAUUGCGUGCUUGCAACAUUGCCAGCCAUGCGCCAGGUACCGCCGCAAGAUCAAAUUCACCGUCAUGCAUUAACCCAUUGAUCAUAUGACAUAUCGUCAUGACACCUGUGCACAGGAAGACUCCUUGUAGUAGAUUCUUGGUAUGCAUGACAGCAUGCUAUAAAUCAAUGAAACUGUUGCAUGUCAUAAAUAAUGAAGCUGGCCAAGAAAUUACCUUAUUUACCCUCCAGACUUUUUUCUGAGGAAUCAUCUUAAAGCAGCACAUCACCAUUUGGUCUGCUUUGACAUUUGAAAGUUGAGACUUGAGACCCUUUAGGACUUGGAAGUUCUAAUGGUUGCAACUGAAGUAUUGAUAUGUUUGCUAAUUAAUAGGUGAAUGGCCUGCUUGCUUUGUUUCUUUCAUAUGAACACUAGGUACUGAAUGAAGAAAAUAAAUAGUACCGUGGGCGAGAGCUAGGGAGAACAUGCAUGUGCCUUAUAUGCGCCUUAGGUCGGAUGACAUCAAAGGGUGUGCCAAAAGCAAGCGUGAUGAUAGAGAAUAGAUAACAUGAAGUCAUGAUGGUAAGGGUUCACACCUUCUUAGACCAUGUACAAUGCAAGAUGCUUAGAGAGGUGCUUAGUAAAAUAAACCGUGUUUUUCUUAAGCACCGGUGCUUAUGUUUGUGACAGGGGUGCCUAGUUAAGCAUCUGCUCUCUACAGAUAAGCACCGGCUUGCAUUGUACAUGGUCUUGCAUGUUCUUUACAUUGGAAACUGAAGAAGCACAAGAGGACAAAAUAAUGAUGUUUUACCUUGUAUUUCUCAAGUAAGUAUAUCUUGUUCAACCUCCCUGUCCAAAUACAGGUCAGCUUUUAAAUAAAAAAUUAGAUGGAUUAAUUUUUUGUCCUUUUCUGACAUCGUCUGGUAUAUAGUGUGUAUCUUUUGCCCUUGGUGAAGGUCUCACGCCAAAAAAAGAUAUUAUAUCCAUAUAUGGUUAGAUCCAUCGCAAACAUUGGCAGCCUUCUUUUCUUCCCCAUAGGGUCUCACUGACCUGAUGGAAAAUCUUUCAGUUUUAGUUCUUGAUCAGGAUCCGGUUUCCCUGUGGACCAUCUGCAAUACGCUUGCUAGAUUCAACUUCAAAGUUCUUCCCUUCCAAACAGGGGAAGAGGCCCUAGAUUCCCUUAAAAAGGGGUUUGCUAAAGAUGAGGAGCUUGAUUUGAUAGUAGCGGAAGUUCAUCCUGGCAAUACAGAGGUGGGCACCUUGCGGCUGUUUCACCACAUCCUGAAUGAACUUGAAGUGCCUCUCAUCACUAUGUGUGCCUAUGAUGAGGCAGCCUCUGCACGCAUGACCCUUGGAACAUGCUUCAAUGUGGUUAAGCCGUUGGAUACUGAAACCGUAAAUUUUCUGAAGAUGAGAGCACUGCAACACAGGUCUAUUAAAAAUCACAGGUCUGAAACUGAGGAUGAAGAACAAGAUGCGUUGAACGUGAAUGUCUAUUCAGAUAAUCUGGGUCGGUUCAUAUGGAGCAGUGAGCUCCAUGAAAAGUUUUUGCAGGCUGUUGAAGUGAUUGGGGUGUCUGCUACGGCAAGAAAAAUUCACCAGAACAUGAAUGCCAAGGAUUUGAAUUUGACCAUACAGCACAUCGCAAGCCAUCUCCAGAAACACCGGCUGCGGGCGCCGAAGUUAUCUCACAAUGAAGAGGUGUAUCAACAUUAUGCCAGCAUGAAAGAAUUAUCUGAGAUGAUUGCAUCAGCAUACAAGGUAGCUAGUGCUAAACCCAAUAAUCAUCCGGCAACAACCCAGACGCAGUUCACACAUGGGGUUGCGUCUGCUAUCUGGGACAAGUACCCUGGGAUGGUGUGGCCACAUGUGGAGGGAAGUUCAGCAAGCUCUGCUAUGUGCUACAAUUACCCCGGAAAGCCAUGGGGACAAGUAGGGGAGAGUUCGGCCGGAGCACGAGUUUCUCAGACUAAUGCACGCCCACCUCCAGUUCUGAUACAUGGUACCAAGUCCAUCUGGGACCGUUACGAGGAGAGCCUGUCAUACAAACGCGAGGUGCUACCUAUAAGGAGCAAGGCACUUGAUGGAUAUGGACGCAACAUUUCCGUCAGCCUGGAGAGAGAGAUCAGUCGUACUGAAUCAGCAGGCAAGAUUGUCAUCAAUCUGGAGAGCGAUGAAAUGCAGAAAGACACCACGGACGACGUGCACGCCGCAGUUACUCUGCAGGAAGACACAAUGGACGAGGUGCAUGCCGCAGUUACUCUGCAGAAAGACACCAUGAACGAGGUGUACGCCGCAGUUACUCUGCAGAAAGACACCAUGGACGAGGCGCACGCCGCAGUUACUCCGCAUGAAGUGAACGAGGUGCCUGCUGCAAACAUGGGCGCUGGUUAUCUGGUGGAUCUAGCAGGCAACUACCACCCCGCUGUAGAGAAUGCGCAGUCUAAGCCUUUCAGUGACUUGGAUUGGGAAGAGAUGGAGAAAUUCUGGGCGAACCAGAUGGAAGGACAGCAGGAGCAGCAAGGCCUUGACCUAGUGGAUCUGCUCCAGGUAGAUGGCAUUUCACCAGAGGAACUGCUCCAGGAAGACGAAGCCUGGAACCAGGCACUUCAGCCGGCAAACCCGGCGAAUGUCGUCAACAACGCACCCAUGGCUGAAGAACCUGGCGCUGGAGAUGCCCCGGUGUACGAUCCUGCGAACCAGUCCGGUGUCGCCGAAAAUGUGUUCUGGGUCUGGAGCCCCCAGUUUGCGGGCGACUACUACGGCAUGCCGUUCUAGGCCUGCCGGAAGAGGGGCAACUGAAGAGCUGCUUUAUCUCUGUCCUGUGGAGAAAUCCCCGGGAGAUAUAUGGGAGAGCUGCUGAUGCUCGGACAUAUAUCCAGUGCUGUGUGACAUUGGUUAAACCCUUUCGUUAAUAGGUUGUGUUAUGACAUUAUCAGUUUCCAGACUUUUACAUAUUAUCUUCCUCUGAUGCAUUAUGACCUGAUAA
Aegilops tauschii subsp. strangulata is the source of this 3787-nucleotide messenger RNA. The record is from RefSeq and is a predicted model, not a curated record. Lineage: Eukaryota; Viridiplantae; Streptophyta; Magnoliopsida; Poales; Poaceae.